UAUUUUAUUUGCAUUAGGCACCCCGAAAUGACUGAAGAUAUUACUAACAUUCUUACUGCGGGAAUCGCCGCGCUUGACUUAAAACAGUCGAACGAGGAGACGUGUGAUAUGGGGAAUAGCGCAAACAAGCCGUUGAAUGGUAGUGUUUCGCAGAGGCCAAUCGCAAAGUUUACUCGUCGUAUUAGAACUCAGCAUGCAGAUCAGUCACGUGGCAGUUCAGUGGAGCAAACACAAUUCUUGGGUGCAAAGGACAAAGAGAAGGCUGUUGGAGACAUUUCUCGGCUACGCAAAGAUUCGCAUUCUGAGACUGGCAACUGUACAUCGACCACCAAGUCGCCAGCGGUGGACUCGACACAGUCUAAACUCGAAAUUUUAUUACUUGAAAACGAGAAAUUGAGGAAAGAAGUAGAUGAAUACAGAGAUAAAUGGAACGAAGAAGUCUCAAAACGGCUCGAAGCAGAAAGCGACCUAAAGGAGAAAGAAGACGAACUAUCCACAUGCCGCAAAGAACUAGAAUAUCUAAAACGCCAAACCCAACAACUUCGAUCCCACACCACCACCGAGCAAAUAUCUCUAUCCGAAACCAACUUCCCCACCCUCACCGACAUCUCCUUCUCAAAAGCCUACCAACAAACCGACUACUCCACACGCGUAACCCUCAACCUCACCCUCUCCAAAACCUACAUCUUCCUCGCCAAAGAAUGGGACAAAACCGGCCACCCCUACGAAAGCCCCGAUGACGGCGCGGUAGCCCUCGUCCGCCUCUUCGGCAACCUCUACGCCUCAAAAUGCGGUCCACCCCCCGAUCUCUGCACCGACUUCAUCGACCGAAAGAUCUGGACGCGCAAAGCCAUGCUGCUCUCUAAGAUGCUGGGCUUACCGCUGGAGCACCGGUGGGCGAUGCAUGCAGAGAUGCAAUUGAUUGCUUUUUGGCUGACGCGGUACCUGGGGUCUGCGGGGUUUGCGAUGCGGGAUUUUGAUGAUCCGGCAGCGUAUAAGGCGUGUCCGGAGGUUGAAGGGGGGACGGUGAGGAUUUUUGUCAGUCAGAGGGUUUGUGCGUCUUGUUUGGGGGUUGUGGAGAGGGUGAAUUGGGUUGUGGGGAAGUAUGGGGUGGAGUUUGAGGUGGUGGAGAGGAGGGUGGGGUAGUGGGUUUGUUUGGGUGGUUGAUGUGGGUGAGGAUGUUGGGAAUGGGAUAAGUACGAUCGAGCGGUGGUUUCAGAAGUUGAGCAGGUAGGUACUAGGAUGGUGUGAGGUUACGUCGUUUUGCUCUUACGUAGGUAAAAUUGAGUUUGGUCGAUUAUGAAUAUCUUGAGA
Molecule: messenger RNA, 1314 nt
Organism: Bipolaris maydis ATCC 48331
Lineage: Eukaryota; Fungi; Ascomycota; Dothideomycetes; Pleosporales; Pleosporaceae
Source: RefSeq, a predicted model, not a curated record